AUGCUUGUCCCCAACCUGAUCGUGGCAGGUCUGGCCACUGUCGUCGCCGGCAUUGCCAUUUCGCACAGGAGCAAAAUCACCACCGGAGCCGUUUGUGUCGCUUUUGUCAACGCCACCAGUCCUGACGAGAAGUUGGCCAAUUUCAUCGUAUCCCGGACGUCGCUAGAGACAUAUCUCGGUGCCACCGCGCGCAUCUGGGCAUUUGAGAAGGACACACCGCAGAAGAGUGCGUCGUCGCUGCAAGACCAAGUGUCUGAAGACUGGCCUAGCUCUGGUCGACUCUCUUUCGACAACGCCUGGGCUACGUACGAGGAUAAAACACCUGAGCCGACUUGGACGCUCCAGGGAGUCAGCUUUUCAGUGUAUCCCAGAGAGCACGUUGCCGUCUGCGGCUCCACGGAAUCAGGGAAAUCCUCAUUGUGUCUGUCACUCAUGGGCAUGAUCCCGGUGCCUGUGGAGAGCCAUUACCGUUGA
Molecule: messenger RNA, 474 nt
Organism: Emericellopsis cladophorae
Lineage: Eukaryota; Fungi; Ascomycota; Sordariomycetes; Hypocreales; Bionectriaceae
Product: ABC transporter
Exons: 2
Coding region: 1-474 (157 amino acids)
Biological process (GO): transmembrane transport
Cellular component (GO): membrane
Molecular function (GO): ATPase-coupled transmembrane transporter activity
Source: RefSeq, a predicted model, not a curated record